Molecule: messenger RNA, 1253 nt
Organism: Saccostrea cuccullata (small rock oyster)
Lineage: Eukaryota; Metazoa; Mollusca; Bivalvia; Ostreida; Ostreidae
Exons: 6
Coding region: 128-733 (201 amino acids)
Source: RefSeq, a predicted model, not a curated record
CAAUGAAAGCGAGGGGAAUUAUUUUAACUAUUUUCUUCAUACGAAAGAUAAAUGUUUGAACUUGGGAGGAAUUUAUCAUUAAAACAGGUUACUACAUAGGAAAGUUGAUUGGUUUCUUUGAAAUAAGAUGGAUAUACCAAUCUUUCUCUAUUCGUUUGAUAAUUUAUACCAACCUGGAAAUAUUUUUGACUUAGGAAUCCAAGCACAAUAUGGUUUUAUCUGUAGAUUGAUCUGUAAAAUUUUCUCAGAGAGAAACAUAGCAAUUACAGUUCUUGGAACAAUAGGUUUCCUGCGAUUGUGGUGGAAAAAGAUGAGGCACACUAAGAAGGUCUUUUGCAUUCAAAGCUCUAAGAAAUCAGGACAUUUGUUUGAGAACUUAUUUAGUAAGGAAUUUCCAGAAUAUGCUUUACAAAGCAUAGAUCAAAAGGAUUCUCCCAAACUCGAUUCUCUAAUCCUGGUUGUAUGUUACGCUUCCUCCCGACUGAAGGACGAAAUUGAUACAUUGUUAGAAAACAUUUCAUAUAAAGGAAAAAUAAUGCUGAUCAUAAUACAUUCAUGUGAACCGACUCAGAGACCAACGAAAAUUCUGGACAGGUGCUCGGACAGAAGAGUCGAUUCUUUUACAACUCUUCUGAUAUGGAACGGUGUAUUUUAUCCUUGUCCUAGGAACAAGGACGCUAAAAAGGCAAUUACUUGUUAUCUAAAGGGAAAUAAACACACUAUGAAACAAUAAUAUUGACAUCUUUUAUUUACCUCCCUGGAAGGAUAUACUAACGUGUUUGUGAAUGUUUGAAUUGAUGUACCCUUAAAUGCGAAACAAAAGUGACUUUGCCACUUAUGCUCACCUGAGCCGAAAGCUCAAUUAAGAUAUUGUUAUUACAUUUUGUCUGUCGCCCGUAUGUUAGCUGUUCAUCCGUCCGUCUGUACACUUUUCACAUUUUCAAUUUCUUCUACAGAACCAAUGGGGCAAUUUUAACGAAACUAGAUACUUAGUCGCCUCAGGUGAAAGGAAAUUUAAAUUUGAAAAUGAAUUAAGGACCAAAUCUUUUCUCAAGGGGAGAUAUAAAAAAAAACAGCAAAAACAAAAAUAAGUUGAGGUAAUUAACAUUUUUUCUCAAAAACAACUGGUCCACAAAAUAUGGAAAUUAUGUGAAAGCAUCCUUUGAGAAGUGUAGAUUUGAAAUUGCAUGAAUCAUAACCCUGGGGUAGGGCGGGGCCAUUAAAGGGAAUCCAAGUUUUACGUUGAAGUAUAU